This is a messenger RNA of Ilex paraguariensis (yerba mate), 175 nucleotides long. Lineage: Eukaryota; Viridiplantae; Streptophyta; Magnoliopsida; Aquifoliales; Aquifoliaceae. The record is from the annotation of a GenBank genome assembly.
AUGCCACUAGUUCAACCCAGUGGCAAAGGGCCUUUCCCAGCUUUUUCUUCUUCUCCAUACUCAACUCUAUUUCUUAUUGGGAUCCUCAGCCUUUGGCUUCGAUGCUUUGUGGAAGAUCCUCUCACAACCACCAAUUUCCCAACAAGCGCUCACAUGGAGGAUGGAAAGGGCACUG